Molecule: messenger RNA, 11322 nt
Organism: Dunckerocampus dactyliophorus (ringed pipefish)
Lineage: Eukaryota; Metazoa; Chordata; Actinopteri; Syngnathiformes; Syngnathidae
Product: E3 ubiquitin-protein ligase HECW1-like
Exons: 30
Coding region: 180-5087 (1635 amino acids)
Biological process (GO): regulation of dendrite morphogenesis
Molecular function (GO): protein binding; ubiquitin-protein transferase activity
Source: RefSeq, a predicted model, not a curated record
GGUGUUGUCAUCAUCCCUUCCUUCGGUACGCCGAUUAUCUUCUUUCCUUUUUUCCUUAUCGUCGACAUGGAGCGCGGUGGAAAGUAGCUGUUCCAGUUUUAAUAUUUACGCUUGGAGGAUGAUCCACCGUCAGGUUCUUUUACACCAGGUUUUGGUCUGCUUUGGGUUGACUGGUCAUUAUGCUGAUGCAGCUCUGUAGUAUCAAGAACUUGUACCAGAAUCGCCUUUUAGGCUUGGCGGCCAUGGCCUCUCCAACCCGUAGCAACCAGAGUCGCCAGCGCUGUAAGGAUCGUCACAGCUAUGGCCCAGAUACCUAUGCUGUCAGCAGUCUGAACCAGGAAGCCUUCAUGUUGGGAUUGUCACGGUCCACCAGUGACACUGAUCUAGUUUCCCCAGACACUCGCUCUACCCUGACUGUCAGCUCUUCUCACUACACGAUAGGCCAGUCUGAAGACCUUGUGAUUACAUGGGACAUCAAGGAGGAAGUCGAUGCUGGGGACUGGAUUGGAAUGUAUCUUGUUGAUGAGACUUUAUCUGAGAACUUUUUGGAUUAUAAGAAUCGAGGCAUCAACGGCUCUCACAAGGGACAAAUAGUCUGGAAAAUUGACUGCAACUCUCACUUCAGUGACUCUGAGACCUUGAUCUGCUUCAAGUACUACCACGGUGUUACCGGAGCACUGAGAGCAACCACACCCAGUCUAACCAUCAAAAAGGGAACUGUGCCUGUCCUAAAGCCAGUGGUUAGUCCUGAGGCCAACCCAGGCCCGGGCAACAGGAGACUCAUUAACUUUUCCCUUUCAGACCUCCAAGCAGUUGGUUUAAAGAAGGGGAUGUUCUUCAAUCCAGACCCAUACCUCAAGCUUUCCAUCCAGCCUGGAAAGCACAGCAUCUUUCCCUUGUUGCCACACCAUGGCCAGGAGAAACGCUCCGGCGUCGUCUGCAACACAAUCAACCCGAAAUGGAACUCAGAGAGGUUUAACUUUUUGUCGCUACCCACUGACGUGCUUGAGAUUGAGGUGAAGGACAAGUUUGCCAAGAGUCGGCCCAUCAUCAAACGCUUCCUGGGGAAGCUGUCUGUUCCUGUCCAGAGGCUGCUGGAAAAACAUGCCAUCGGGGACCGGAUAAUAAGUUACUCGCUGGGUCGCAGGCUUCCAACAGAUCAUGUGUGUGGUCACCUACAAUUCCGCUUUGAGCUCACCUCCUCAAUUCACCCAGAUGAUGAAGAGGUCUCACUGGUCAUAGAAUCCGCUUGCCCUGAAAGGGGAAUCAACGCUGAUUCCAACAACGUCGCUAAUACACCUGAGGCUGAUACUUUAAGUGUGGGACAUGAUAUGCCUGACCUCCCUUUGGAUGCCCCAGCUGACCCUGAGACCCCAAUGCCAUCAGCCUCCACAGCUGAGGAAACCCAACACACUGGGACAGUAGAACUUGAGGUGGCGCUAGAGGUAGAACAAGAUGCUGUGGAGGAGGAGAGCACAGUGAGAGAGGAUGAGCCUGCUUCUACUGAGUUUCAGAGUGAGGAUAGACAAUCAGCUGACUUGCAAGAAGAGAACACUGUCGUGGAGGUACAAGAGGGAGAAUCAGAAGAGAGGCAGGGGGAGGACGAAGAAGAGGUCCAGAGAGAUGAAAAUAUCCCACAAGCUGAGGAAGGAAUAACAGCAGAACAUGACAAAUCAAAGGUGCCAACUGACAAUAUUUCAGCUGUAACUGCAGAGGACAACGACACUUCCCAGGAGGUAGUAGCAGGAAGAACCGAAGUAUCACAAAGAACGAGAGAGAGUGGUGAAAGUAGCAACGGCCCCUGUUCCUGCCUCUUCUCAACCUGCAACUCACAUUGUGUCCCACGCCGCAAAACCCGCCCUUGCUCCUUGCCAGUGUCCGAGCUGGAAAAUGUGAUCGCCUCAGCGUGCGGUGAGCCGGAAACUCCCAGAUCCCACUACAUCCGCAUUCACCACCUUCUUCACAGCCUUCCAUCCGCACAACAUCGGGCACCAAGCCAGGAGGAGGAGGAUGUGGAGGAAGGGGAGAACACGAGCACAACUCCGGACAACACCUCGACAUCACCAACACUUAAAAGCUCCAAAGACAGGAAAGAGGAAGGCCAGGAGGAUGAGGAUGAGAUCACCCAAUCUCCCAUUCAGGUCCCAGAGUGUCCUGGCCCAUGCUGCUGUCGUUCCCUCCCACGUAGCCUCUCCAUUGAACGUCUGUCUGAACUAAACCAGCUCCUGGAAGGUGAUGGAGGAGGUGGAGUGCAUUCAGCAGUUAGAAGAAUCUCUCUCUCCUACCUGGAAAGCGAAGAGGGGGAUUCCAAUAAUGGAGUCGUAAAAGUAAAUAGAAGGAGCAGCCAUCCAGCACGGGGUGAAAACGAGUGCGAGUUCUGUGAUGCCUCCUGCUACAGCACCUCCUGCUACAGCACAUCCUGUUACAGUACAUCCUGUUACAGCAAUUCAGGCUAUGAGGGCCGGGGCCGCUUCUGCAGCCACACGCGCCUCUCCUCUGUGGACAGCAACCGGCUUUCUGGCAGUACCGUCUUUUCCUCACAAGAUGAGGAGGAAGAUGAGAGCACCUUUGAGUCAGGACCAGAUGCAAACCACUGUCCUGAAGGCCAGGAAGUGGGAGGAGAAAGAAGGAGUGGAACAUGGCAAGAGGGCAGGAGAGAGGAGAAUGGAGAAUCUGUCGGAGCUGAAUCCCAGGAAGCUAACAGUACGGGCUCAGGCUUCUCACCUCCCGUUGGCCUUCCUCCAGUACUUCUUCCCAGCCUUGACUUAAACCAUUUUCCUGCUGCCACUGACCAAGCCUUACCUCCAAAUUGGGAAGCUCGUAUAGACAGCCAUGGCAGAGUGUUCUAUGUCGACCAUGUCAAUCGCACCACGACGUGGCAGAGGCCAAGCCACAGUGGCAAGUGUCACCACGGAAUCCCCCGAUCAGGAUCCAGCCAACAGAUGGAGCAACUCAACCGGAGGUACCAGAACAUCCAGAGGACCAUGGCCACAGAAGAGGAGGGUGGCAGUCAGCGAUUAGAGCGAGCUCCCAGUAUCGAGACAGACUCUGAUUCUCCUCCAACAGCUACAGGUCCAGCAUCACCUGUCAAUCACCAGAAGAUCAGCCAGCUUCUCCAGUCACCUGCUGUCAAGUUUAUUACACAUCCAGAAUUCUUCACUAUGUUGCACAGUAACUAUUCAGCCUACCGGAUGUUCACAAGCAGCACCUGUGUGAAACACAUGAUUCUCAAGGUGCGCCGUGACGCCAAGAAUUUUGAGCGCUACCAACAUAACCGGGACCUCGUGGUUUUCCUCAACAAGUUUGCAGACACUCAACUAGAGUUGCCACGAGGCUGGGAGAUCAAGACUGACCCGCAGGGCAAGUCUUUCUUUGUGGAUCACAACAGUCGAGCCACGACCUUCAUUGACCCUCGCAUCCCUCUUCAGAAUGGCCGACUGCCUGGCCACCUAGCUCACAGACAACACUUGCAGAGACUGCGCAGCUAUAGUGCUGGGGAGGCCUCAGAUGUGUCAAGGAUUCGUGGGGCAUCUUUGAUGGCCAGACCUGCAAACAGUCUGGUCGCAGCCAUACGGAGCCAGCAUCAUGCUGACCCACAACAAUCAACUACUGCAUCAUACAACGACAAGAUCGUGGCGUUCCUUCGACAACCAAACAUAUUUGACAUGUUACAAGAGCGACAACCCAACUUGAACAGAAAUCAUGCGCUCAGGGAGAAGCUCCACUAUAUCCGGUCUGAAGGUACCCAGGGUGUUGAGAAACUGUCGUGUGAUGCAGACCUGGUCAUCUUGUUAAGUUUAUUUGAAGAGGAGAUCAUGUCGUAUAUUCCACCUCACCCCAUCCAUGCUGGCUUUAGCUUCUCCCCACGAUGCUCCCCUGCCAACUCGCCGCAGAACUCCCCUGGCUUGCAGAGAGCCAGAGCGCCGGCCCCUUACCGCAGAGACUUUGAGGCCAAACUCAGAAACUUCUACAGAAAACUUGAAGCAAAGGGCUAUGGCCAAGGACCAGGCAAGAUUAAGCUGUUGAUAAGGCGGGAACACCUACUGGAAGGCACCUUCAAUCAAGUGAUGGCAUAUUCUCGCAAAGAGUUACAGAGGAACAAACUUUACGUCACGUUCCUGGGAGAGGAAGGGUUAGAUUACAGUGGACCAUCCAGAGAGUUUUUCUUCCUUUUGUCUCAGGAGUUGUUUAAUCCAUACUAUGGACUGUUUGAAUACUCCGCAAAUGACACCUAUACUGUUCAAAUCAGCCCCAUGUCUGCGUUUGUUGAGAACCAUCUGGAAUGGUUCCGUUUCAGUGGGCGCAUCCUGGGCCUGGCUCUUAUUCAUCAAUACCUCCUGGAUGCAUUCUUCACCAGACCUUUCUACAAGGCCCUGCUGAGGCUGCCAACAGAUCUUUCUGAUCUGGAGUACCUGGAUGAGGAGUUCCACCAAUCUUUGCAGUGGAUGAAGGACAAUGACAUCACUGACAUCCUGGAUCUCACAUUCACUGUCAAUGAGGAGGUCUUUGGCCAGGUGACAGAACGGGAAUUAAAGUCCGGAGGCUCAAACCUCCAGGUGACCGAGAAGAACAAAAAGGAUUAUAUUGAACGAAUGACCAAGUGGAGGGUGGAAAGAGGGGUGGUCCAACAGACUGAGGCGUUAGUUCGAGGCUUCUAUGAGGUGGUCGACUCCAGGCUGGUGUCAGUGUUCGAUGCCCGAGAGCUCGAGCUGGUUAUUGCCGGUACUGUGGAGAUUGACCUCAGCGACUGGAGGAGCAAUACUGAGUACAGGGGAGGUUACCAUGACGGCCACAUAGUGAUGCGGUGGUUCUGGGCCGCUGUGGAGCGUUUCAACAAUGAGCAGCGUCUCCGCCUCUUGCAGUUUGUAACUGGGACGUCCAGCGUGCCGUACGAAGGCUUUGCUGCCCUGCGGGGCUCCAAUGGACUGCGGCGCUUCUGCAUCGAGAAGUGGGGCAAAGUUACUUCGCUACCAAGGGCCCAUACGUGUUUUAACCGUCUUGACCUGCCUCCAUAUCCUUCGUACACCAUGUUGUACGAGAAACUGCUGACUGCUGUGGAGGAAACCAGCACAUUUGGUCUGGAGUGAGACAGCAAAGCAGUUGACAACAACAGACGUCCUGUUGGAACACUCGCUUGGCUGCGAGGAAGAAACACUCACGGGAUAUGCAGAGCCUGGAUUUCCUCAUUGUGGAGACCUGCUGAACAAAGAUGUUGGCCUACAGUAUGUAAAUGACUGUUAUGGUUCUGUAUAUUAGUCUUGAGGGUUCGUGACAGGAAGUAGCACAUUUGGACAUUAUUUGGGGAUUUCCAGUGGUAUCAAUCAUGAAAAAUGGAUGUAUGAACUAUACACUGGCAGACACUAACACAACGAAUAAUAGCAAGCAUUAUAUUUAAAGCUAUUGAUGAAAUUCAUCAGAAAGUCAUCGGAAUAUCCAGUAUGAGUCAUUAUUUAAAAGUAAAUAACAUUCAUCGGGGCACUCAGACCUCUUCACUGCGGUCCCUGUGCUGAUACAAACGCCUCCCUAAUGUGUACAAAGAUGAGCAAGUUGCCUAAAAUUAGGAAAUGUUAAUGUAUUCAUGCAUCUUUACACCAAGCUUUUCACUUUUAUUAACCCAUUAGUUACUUCUGGUACUCUUUUAAAACCAAUGUCAAACUCUGAAAAGCAGCACAAAUCAUCUUGCAAAAGCUGUUGAAAAGUAACAAUCAAUUCUAUUUAAAUUUACUAAGAGUUCAAAUAUUCUUCAAGACUGCAGAUACAGUAUUUAUCCUCUAUGUUUUAUAAUCUAAAAGUAUAAAUUAUAAGUGAAUUCAAAGCUAACAAAAACUAACAAAUGCUUUUCAUUCUCAGGUAGUUUAUUGAACUUUAACCUGCUACAGAAACAGGCUGGAAAGGCAGACACGCACAAACAGUAUGUUGUGGACAUGCACUAAUACAAAUACUUACAAUACAGCGAUAUAUAAAAAUAUGAUGAAUAAGAGAGGUGCCAAAGAAAAACAAUCAUAACUGGUAUUUGAUCUGGCAGAAUGUGUUGCAUUUACCCUAAAAUAUGUCGGGGUGACCAUUGCAAGUUUACAAUCAAACUCUAACUUUAGUAAAUGUAGUAAAUAAAAACAGAGCAUUUUAUCAUAUUUAUGGUCUUCUGGCUCGACCAGAAUGAAAAUACAGUCGUCCCUCGUCAAAUCACGCCCUCACUUUAUCGCAGUUAUUCAAAAAAUAAUUACUGAUCUCUGUUUUGUGGUUGAAUAUGGCCUUAUAAGUAAAAAAAAAUGCAUAUUUAAGCUAAUUGUACGUCUUCUCUGCCUAAAUUAAGCAUUUAAGCAUAAAAAUGGCAAAAUGAACGAAAAUACAAACAUAAAGCAUUCAGAAGAUGUGAUACGAAGUGUAAUACAGGAUCAGUGACUUGUUGUGUGCGUCUUUAAGAAGCGAGGCCUGGGAAGUGACGUGUGUGUGAUGUUAGCUGGCUAGAGCUGACAAGCAGCUGAGUGCUAGUAACAGGUUAGCAGCGCAGAGAGUGGCCGACAGCAGCUCCUGUGUGAAUGUUCACUGCAUGUGAUCUCUGCUUGUUAAUGAAGCGAUUGAAGUGCACCGUGAGUCUUUCCUUAACCCCAAACAGCGGCAGUAAAGUGGGAUUCUACACUGGUCUCUAGGUGUCAGUAACGUUACAUUGAUGAGACAACGCCACCGCAGGAGCUGUCAAUGCUCAUGUGAGAUCUUAUUUAUGUCUAAGAUGGCUUAUUUGCUAUUAUGAUGUCUCUACUAUGUCGGGUAAUACAAGUGUAAAGGUGACUAUAGGGGUGUUAUUUCAUGUCUGCAGGGCUCUUAUAAGGGUAAAAACUGUAUUUACAAAGUCAUAAACAGGUUUUCUAUGCUCUAACUACAAAAAUAUUCAAUUUAUUAAUACUGAAUCCUACUUUGUGGAAAUUCACUUAUGGUGGUCAGGUCUGGAACCGAUCAACCGCGAUAAACGAGGGACAACUGUAUAUAAAAAUACACAAAGAAUGAAGCCAUUUUUUCUUGUUAUGCAAUAUCAGUAAGUGUAAAACUCGAAAAGAUGGUUCAGAUAAUCAACAGCAACAACAAAUCCCAAGUAAACACAAAACGUAAUCCUAACCCAAAAUACAGACCCUAACCCUAACCUAAACCCAUGUCUUCAACCUCAAACCCCAACUCUAACCCGAAAUAAUGGAAAAAGAUCGAAAAAGAAAUCAUGUGUUUCACGGUCAACUGCGGCCAACUGUCAAUAAAUGUGAAAUGAAGGUAACCAAUCAUGUAAAACGUCGCCUUAAAAAGAUUAGGCUCACUUUGCAGUCUUACAUUCUGUUCAUCUGGUCUUUUAUUUACAGUAUCCAAUUUCUUCUUUUGUGCCGCCCCAAAAUUUGGGUCAACUCCGAGUUGGAUGGCCUCAGGGUUUUAGAAAACAAAUAUAGAUUGUCCACUGUCUCCAGUACUUUACGUGGAACUUAUAAUGACCAGGUUGUGUACCUGUACUUUAGUUCCCAUUGUCAACACAGUUCGCAUGGUGGGGAACUUCCUAGAACUGGCAUUCAUGUCAAAAAACAAAUCACGGUCUCACACAACGUUCCUGAAUUGCAUUAUUAGAAUAUUGUUCAAAAAGUUGCAUCAAAAGGGCUGCUGAGAUUCUUGAAGAUUGGGUCAUUGAAAGAACCGCUGAGGUUGCAGAGUUCCACCAAUGUGAGCAACACAGUUAGCUUGCACUCUUCUUCACGUAUUCCACUGAAAUCCCCACAGUGGAGCAGCUUCUGGGGAGCACUGAGGCUCAAACCACAUGAUCGGUCCAGUCUGUCACCAUUUCCAGCCAAGGUUUAUUUGUCUAGGUUUCGGGCUACAGGUUAGGUUUUGUGUAGGGUAAGAGUUCCGAUCUUGGCCGUGGUAUAAAUUAUGUGCAAAUGGGCUUUGGGCCAACAUAUGCAACCUUUGUCUCCAUCUGCGCUUCAUGAAAUAAACUAUGCCUCAGGUAUGGAAGCUGACUGAAAAGCAGUAAUAAUGGCCAUAAUAUGCAAUACCGUUGUGACGGAGGUCAACUAUCAAGAGAAUUAUCGCUGGUAUCAGUACUACUACUUCUACUAAACCAGGUACAUUGUCGUGCUGCACCAAAGCAGUCGAUUCGUACUGUAAUGGCUAUUGCUUCUCUUCAGCCUCUCUUCCUGGUUCUUUGGGGGGCGUUACUAUCAGAGAAGUGGUCAAUGAUUUCACAAUUAAAAAGGUUUUUAGUUUCUAUUCAAAAAAAGCGCAAUAUAUUUCCUAUUAGCAUCAAUGAGGAAGAUCGACGAAGAGCCCAGAAUGAAGGUACACACUCUUUAUACAGUUGCCGCGCCCCUCUUGAAAGUGAAAGUUAAGCUUCUGUGUCGGACAGAGCGAGAGAACAAUGCACCUGUUGUGUCUUUGCCUCUCCAUGAGUCAUAUCUAACCAUUGCGCAACUCUGAUUGUGCUAUGUGAGAGUCUGUGUCGAGAAGGCCGUCUGUAUGAAAAUGCACUCAGCUAAUAGACUGAAUGUACUGUGGUGGAAUAAUAAGCUCGAACAAUACGAACCAAUGCAAUCCCAUUUCUAAAUGACAACCACUGUUUCAAUUUUACUCAUUGGUGUGACACUCAGUGUCCUCGUCCUCCAGCGAGUCUUGGCGAGUUGACAGGUCUUCAUGAGCUGUCGAGUGAGGGAGUCGCCAUGAGUUUGGAUUAUUUUGAGUUUUUCAUUUCAGUCAAGUAAAUCCUCCGUCAACUGUCCUUCCGGGACGUCCCACUGGAUUUUUUUUUUUAGCGCAGAACAAGACAUUGAGGAGUCUAAUAAUAAUAAUAAUAAUAAUAAAACUGUAUGAAUAGUAAUGAAGAGGGACCAGAUAUUGCUGGAAUGAAUCGGAUCUUGUGAUAUUUAUUUGGACUGCAUUGAUGACUCCAAAUUUGAUGGACAUUUGAGGCAUAUUUCGGAGUGAAUUUCAAACAUCUGUGAUGCUCCACUGUCUAAAAACCCAAUGACUGUCUUCUGCCGACCACUGCACCGUUAAAAAUGUGCAACUGAUUGGAAGCAUUGUGGAAAAACAUGAAGUUUUAUGAGUCAUACGGUAGAAACGCAUUUAAAUUGACGUAACUCUGUGCUGUCCUUGCUUAUUGGCAACAUAUCAGUGGUACAGUCCAAUCACGGGACAACCACAGGGAAUACUACAGUCAUCGUUUGCAGUGCUGAGGCCGAAAUGACACAACGACACAAAGGGAAGAGUGGAUCACGUUGCAAAUUUCAACCUCUUUUGCGGAAAUGUUUUGUACUGUUAUUUAUAUGGUAUGUAUUUAUUAUAUUAACGUUUACUUUCUUCACAAUCACGAGAGCUUGCCUUCAUUUUUGAAACCUUUGCAUUUUGAUAUUUAUGCCUUUUCUAUGAUUAACGUAGCUCACUUGCUAGCCGUUACAGCAAAUCAGAUCAUUUGUAAGCGUCCACUCUCUUUUCGCUCUUUUAAAUGUCUUCACAAAGACAGUUAUGAUGCAUUUGUCUUCAUCUCACAGUUUGUGUUUGUUAAAAUGCCGCAUGUAACGAGUUAUCUGCCAUUUUGGUCUUCUUUUUCGGGGCAUUGAUGGGAUUGAACUCGUCUUUAACGGGGGAAACAAUACUUGAAGACGUGAACUCCAUUGCUUUUACUGACUCGAGUUCUUGUGAGUCAGACACUGUAGUGAAUCGGUUACUCGCUUCAUUCGUCACAAAGCGCAUGUGAAGAAACUUGCACAUGCACAACAAAGUCAGUGAAAGUCGAGUCUUCGUUAUGGAAUCGUUGGGAAUCGUCCGGUCGUUGCUGAGCACCCAUGAGUCAGUGAAAUUUGAGUCUUCAUCAAGCACCCGUGAGUUAAUAAAAACGAAUUCUUUUGAGUCUGAGACUCGAAUCUUUGCUGAGUACCUGUGUGACGGAGAAACUCGAGUCUUUGCCAAAUACCCGUGGGUCAGUGAAAGUAGUCUUUGAAGCAACUGUGAGUCAGCGAAAUCGAGUCUUUGUUUAGCACCCAUGAGUCAGUGAAACUCAAGUCUUCAUCGACCACCCGUUUGCCACUGAAACUCGAGUGUUGAGGCACCCGUGAGUCAGUAAAUCUCGGGUGUUCAGGCAUCCGUGAAUCAGUGAGUGUGUGAGUCUUUGUCAAGCACCCUGGAGUCAGUGAAACACGAGUCUUAUUCGAGUAACCGUGAGUCAGUGAAACUUGAGUAUUCGUUGAGUAUCCGUGAGUUGGUUUGACAAGUACCUGUGAGUCAGUGAAACUCAAGUCUUUCUUGAGCACCCAUGCAUCACAGAAACUCGAGUGUUUGCACACCCGUGGGUUAGUGAAACUUGAGUCUUCGUCAUGUACACAUGGGUCAGUGAAACUUGAGUGUUUGAGUACCCGUGAGUUGAGGAAAUUUAAAUCUUUGUCGAGCACCCAUGAGUCAGUAAAAUUUGAGUCUUUCAGCACCCAUGAGUCAGUGAAACUUGAGUCGUCGAGCACCAUGGGGUCAAUGAAACGUGAGUCUUUGAGUACCUUUGAGUGAGUGAAACUUGAAGCUUCAUUGAGCACCUGUCAGUGAAACUCAAGUCUUCAUUGAACACCUGUAAGUCAGUGAAACUCGAGUCUUUGAGUUCCAAUUCAGUAAAAAAAAAAAAAAAAAAAGGGUUUGAACGACUCGUUCAUCACUCACACACCACUACUCGGGUCUUGUGUCUGUGUGAUGAAAUCAGUAAACAAAUGUCGACGUAACGAGAAGAAGACCUGCUAAAAUAGAAACGCAACUGAUGCUAGGAAAACACACCAUGAAUCAUUUCAUAAACGAAAAGAUGAAUGCAACAAACUUGGCCGAGUGUUAAUGCUAGCUGUUAGCCGUUCCAGCGAAGAAAGUUCUUUCCCACUAAAACUCACUGAAGAAGCAGCAUUUCCACUUACUUAGCCAGUAGCACAGAAAUGUAAAUAUUCAAGUCUGCCCUUUACUUUGACACCGAUAUCGUCCAUGUCGACCUUGGAGAUGCAGAGGAAAAACUUGAUUUGUUUUGUUUUGUUUUUUAAGCAAAAUGGGUUCAAAAAGAAAUGUGACAGGUUUUGAUGUUACAAACGGUACAGUUGGUAACUGGAAUACUGAAGCAUGCAUUUUUAUUCCAGUGUUGUGUGUGGAUUCUUCACAUAUUGUGCGUAAAUCAUGUUAACGUUGUGACAAACAGUUAAAUGCUCAGGCAGUCCGUCAAAUAUCAUCACACCGCCGUCUAUGAAUCUCAACAUGUUGACUUUGUUUUGUUUGCUGACUUCGAGUAUGAAGUUAAAGCAGUGUUUGGCACUGCUGUCAAAAAUAAAAAAAUAA